GGACCGGUAAUCUUCCGCGCUGCCCCGAGAGAGAAAGAGAAAGUUAGAGUGCGCCGUGGUUACAGCUGCCGGGAAGAAGCCAGCGGAGCGAGGCCUUCCGAGGAGCCACCGGCGCCGGAACGAGACUCGCUGGUCUGUUGACAGAGCCAGGAGAACCCAGUCCAGUCCCACGGGCUUGGCUCCAACUGAACGCCCCGCUCCAGCACUCAUCAUCCUCCUAGGACCCAUUCCUCCGGGGCCCGGCUCGCGACGUCCCUGGGAACGACUUGCUGAAGGCCAUGUCCAACCCCUUAAAGCAGGUGUUCACCAAGGACAGAACCUUCCGUCCCAAACGUAAGUUCGAGCCGGGGACGCAGCGGUUCGAGCUCCACAAGAAAGCCCAGGCCUCCCUGAACGCGGGGCUGGACCUGAAGCUGGCUGUGCAGCUGCCGGCCGGCGAGGAGCCCAAUGAUUGGGUGGCCGUGCACGUGGUGGACUUCUUCAACCGCAUCAACCUAAUCUACGGCACCAUCAGCGACAACUGCACCGAGGAGUCUUGUCCGGUUAUGUCCGGAGGCCCCAAGUAUGAGUACCGCUGGCAGGAUGAGCACCGGUACCGGAAGCCGACCGCCCUCUCCGCCCCCCAGUACAUGAACCUCCUGAUGGACUGGAUCGAGGUUCAGAUCAACACCGAAGACAUUUUCCCUACCAACGUCGAUGAUAACACUGUAAGUCUGCGGGACUCGAGAGACGCAUGGAGCGCCGUGGCCGGGCCAGGGGCCGAGGGCUGGACUGUCCGUCGGGUGGCUCGCUGCAGACUCGGCGAGCCAUAGAGCCAAAGCGGGGUCAAGCAGCACUCAGACCUCCUGGACGGCUGAACCCCAAGCUCCUGGAGAGUCCAGGACCAGCCUGGAGCUUGGGGACUCUGCCCCAGUGGGGUGUCUUCCCCCAUCCCCCCAACUCUGGGCACAGGGAGCCCAGCUACGAGGAGCAGGCUGGACUGCGAACGGGCAAUCCUUGGAGACCAGGCUGGCUGGCGGCCAUUGAGGCCAGGACAACGGCAAGGAGGGCCCGUUGAAGCUGCUUAGAUGAAAAUGGUGCAGACGUUAAAAGAACAAAAACAACCAAAAAACCCCCAAAUCCCACCUCCUCGCAGGACACACACCCACUGCCCCCCGCGGUUCCUGGGGAUUGGAGCAAAACGGAGGCCAGUGGAAAGCACGACGGGAUCAACCUCGGAAACCCACGGCAGGGUCAUGUGGAUUGAGCUCGGAAACUCCCUCCUGCUUCUUUAACAUAUGGAACACGGAGGUGCUGCCACGGGAUCUCAGAGAUGCCACCGUCGUGAUCAUAUUCGAGAAGAAAGGCAAAAGAUCAGGUUGCAGGAAUCACCGAGGCAUCUCGUUACUCUCCGUUACUGGCACGAUCCUAGCCGGGAGGGGGUCCCAGGUUCGGCUACUGAAGAGUAACGUCGAGCGAACACUCCCGGGAUCACAGCGGGGUGCAGUGCACUGGAUUUUCGCUGCGCGACAGAUAUGGGAAAGGGGCAGGGAGCAGCACCGAGACCGUACACAAGCACCUGACACUGUCAGUGCAUCUGAAGUCCGGAAGUCCCUCAGCCAGUUUGACUGUCCCGCUAAAUUAAUCGACAUCCAGAGGUUACUUCGUGACGGCCUGGCCGGCCGGAUCACAACUGAGGGUAGGUACCCUGUCCCGUCCGUUCUCCAUGGCCAGUGGAGGAGAGCGGGGAGGCGCGGUGGGCCCGGUCCCUUUGAGCAGAUUCUCUGCAGCUGUGCUGGAGGACGCAACGAGAGGCUCGGGCGUAGGGGUCAGAAUAUGCCGCCGCCCCUUUGGGAAAUGCUUCCAACCCCAGACUUGGAGCAGUAGUGACAGUCAUUCAAGCCCCCUGUAUGCAGUGACUGUGGCCUUAGAGGUCCAUUCCAAGUCGACACACCGGUGAGUUUGAACUGCUUUACGGGAUCGGCCGGGUGCUACGGGCUGACGAGAAGUCUAAAGAAAACCGAGGCGACGGAUCAACCUGCCCCAGGGAAGCCGGGCCCACAGCCGAAAACUAAAUGCUCUCACCAAAUUCUAGUACUUAGGCAGCACGCCGACCGAUGACACGGCAAUAAAAACUCAGCAUGUUCCUUGGGAGGCUGUCGUAGAGAAGGUGGAGGCAGCCUGGAAUCGGGAUCCAGGCCACACGAAAGAUCCACAGAACUGUGGUGCCGUCCAGCCUGCUCUCUGGCCUGGAGACCCGGACUCCCCAUGCAGACACCACGUCUGCCUCCUGGAACGGUGGCGUCGGCGGCACGUAGAGGCUGUACCCAACACCGAAUGAUGACGGGAGAAUCACACACAAGCCGGGUCCUGGAACGAAGGCAGGCUCCUGGCGCUGAAUCAUGUUCCUCUUAAUCGCAGCUCUGUUGGGUGAGACCCAUGAGGAGAACGCAUAACAGCAGGAUAGCCAACACUGCCGAAUGGGGAGCCAAAAUCAGGAAACCGAAAGCCAGGAGGGCAGCGGAAGCAUUUUAAGGACACGGGAAAUUAGAGCCUGAGUCUACACUGCAUCUCAACUGAAAACUGGGAAUCGAUCGCCAAGGCGAGAAGCCUCACAGCCUAGUGGAUAGAGCCUGGGCCUGGAAGUCGGAAGGACCUGGGUUCUAAUCCCGGC
Molecule: messenger RNA, 2653 nt
Organism: Ornithorhynchus anatinus (platypus)
Lineage: Eukaryota; Metazoa; Chordata; Mammalia; Monotremata; Ornithorhynchidae
Gene: MOB3A
Product: MOB kinase activator 3A
Exons: 3
Coding region: 279-812 (177 amino acids)
Biological process (GO): positive regulation of protein phosphorylation; signal transduction
Cellular component (GO): cytoplasm; nucleus
Molecular function (GO): protein kinase activator activity
Source: RefSeq, a predicted model, not a curated record